CCCUACCAAGUUUUGUCCUCAUGAGAAAGAGAAACAAAAGAAAGAUUGAGAGUCCCCUUCCCUCUCUCAUUUGUAAGAAAAUCGAGAAAGCGAGCGAGCGAGCGAGAGAGUCUCACACACUGAAUGUGUUGUUUAUUUUCUAGAGAGAGAAACUGAAAAAGAAAAAGACUCCCAUAGAAGGAGGCUUUAGUUACAAGCAGUUGAGGGCCUUUUGAUUUUGUUCUUGAGGUAGUCAAAGAAAACGAAUAGUCACUACUCUGACUUACUAUUAGAAGAAAAGAAGAUUAUAUCAUUUCUGAUGUUUUUGUGUUUCUGGGGUUUGUUGAAGACCUUUUCCUUGGUGAAAUGUGGUGUAUUUUGGGGGCAGUAACCAAUGCGUACAGUGUGAGUGCAGCUCUCUUAGUGUGAAAUUCACCGAAGAAGUGGGAAUCAGUGACGUUAAGAUUCUCGGUUUCUUUCUGGUGAAGAUUUUGAGUUGGGAUUCGAUUUUUAUCUCAUAUUAUCCCUUAGUUUCCAGCACUUGGAAAAAAGUUCUCUUAACAAAUAUGGCUUAAUAUAUAUGAUGGGGUUUCUUUAAGAAACUGGUCCUCUUGAAACUCCUGGGUUUCUCGUUUUCAAGCUCCUUGGACUUGGUGUCCUUGAGAAUGCUAAAGAUUGAAGUUUUAUGAUUAAUGGUUCUUGGGUUUAAGCGAAAAUCUUGAGUUAGAAGGAGUUUUGAAGAUGUGGGCUGUGGAGAUUUUGUUGAGCUUGUGGUAUCAUUUAUAGGGUCCUGUGGGAGGUCUUGAGGCCUUUUAGGUCCUAAUGGAGAAAAGAAGAUACAGUCUUCGAGUUAGCAAUAGCAAAGUCACAGCUUCGCUGCUUUUUCUGUUCGUUCUUUGCUUGUACUACGCAAGUGUACAAUGUCAAGAAAGUAGUAAAGUCACACCUCCAUCUCCUUCUACUCCAACCCAAUCCAAGAAUGGACUCAAGAGAAUACUUGUAAGCAUCUUCUUAGGAGUCUUGACUGGAUUAAUAGGAGCCGUUGUUUUUGCUUUUGUAGUCCGUUUCUUGGUCCGGUACAUGAAGAGAACUCCGAUUCUCAAAGGCCCAGUUAUAUUUUCUCCAAAAAUCACUCCUAAAAGUCUUCAAUCAGCUCUUGAAAAUGAGAAUCAAUUGCUAGGUUCAAGCUCCAAUGGAAAGUAUUACAGGACUGCACUGGACAAUGGGCUAACCAUUGCUGUCAAGAGGUUCGAGCCAUUUGAGAUUGGCUCCCCUGAGAGGCAGAGCAAAUCAGUAAAGAGAAGGAUACAGCAGGAGCUGGAAAUGCUAGCUAGUUUGAGACAUCGGAAUCUGAUGAGUUUAAGGGCUUAUGUUCGCGAGCCAGAUAGGUUCUCUUUGGUUUAUGAUUAUGUGCCAACCGGGAGUCUUGAAGAUGCAAUGAAUAGAGUGAGAGAGAAUGAGUUGCAACUUGGAUGGGAAGUUCGGCUUCGGAUUGCCGUUGGGGUUAUUAAAGGGCUUAGGUAUCUUCAUUUCGAAUGCGCCCCUCAGAUUUUGCAUUAUAAUUUGAAGCCCAGGAAUGUGAUUUUGGAUGCUGAGUUUGAACCAAGGUUGGCUGAUUUUGGACUGGCUAAGCUUACGCCUAAUUUGGAUAGAGCUACGUCUGGAUAUAGUGCUCCUGAGUGUUUCCAAGAUUGCAGGUACUCGGAUAAAAGUGAUGUUUUCAGCUUUGGGAUGAUAUUGGGUGUUUUGCUAACUGGGAGAGACCCUACAGAUCCAUUCUUUGGGGAAACAGCUAGUGGCGGUAGUUUGGGUCGUUGGCUUCGACAUUUGCAACAAGCAGGGGAGGCGCGAGAGGCGCUUGAUAAGAGUCUUCUUGGGGAAGAAGUUGAGGAAGAUGAGAUGCUUAUGGCAGUGAGAAUUGCUGUUGUUUGUCAAUCAGAAAUGCCUGCAGAUAGGCCUUCAAGUGACGAGCUUGUCCCCAUGCUAUCUCAACUGCACAGUUUUUAAAGGAAAUGUAAGUACAAUCGCUAAAAACACAGGUCAAAUUGGAAUUUUGUUGAGUUCUUUGGUUUGCAGUUCAUGUGGACCAACUCUUUUCUCAGAUUGGUAAAGAGGUCAUGAUGUGGAGCCCUAUGGUUGCUUUUUUUCUUUGGUUUCCACCAAUUCUUGAAUUUGUAAGUUCUGCUAAUUAUCAUACAGUAGUUUACAGUGUUGUAUACCUAACCAGUGCUGUGACUGAAGAUUGGUAAGUCAAGGAGAUUACUUACUUUAGAGGAAAAAACUCAUCAUCAAUCGACUACGUGGGACACAAUCUGCAUUAUCGUGUUCUCUCUUCUAACGAUGGUGGGAUUGUGUUGGCUGUCUUUGUUUGAACGAAACUUUUUGGAAAUUGCACGUCCUUUUACCUUAAAAAAUCACGCGGUUCUCUGUUUA
Populus trichocarpa (black cottonwood) is the source of this 2412-nucleotide messenger RNA. RefSeq names its product inactive leucine-rich repeat receptor-like protein kinase CORYNE. The transcript has 3 exons. The record is from RefSeq and is a predicted model, not a curated record. Bases 802 to 1986 code for a protein of 394 amino acids. Gene Ontology annotation, molecular function: protein kinase activity; ATP binding. Lineage: Eukaryota; Viridiplantae; Streptophyta; Magnoliopsida; Malpighiales; Salicaceae. Gene Ontology annotation, biological process: protein phosphorylation.